AUGGCAAAACAGAUGAAACACUUGAAGACAUCACUCGAGACCACAGAUGACGGCAAUGAAGACAUCAAACAACAGCCGCAAAUCUACGCCAAAGACUCUUUCGAUGGUUUCGGUGAUGACUUGUGUGGACUCAUAGUAUCGUAUCUGUCAUUCGAAGACCGCUUUCGAUUGGAAUGUGUGUCCAAACAGUUCCAGAGGACAGUCUUCGGGAGUGUUGUGAACCUCACUAUUGAUCACUUAUUUUUCAGUCAUUACAAAGCCGUCAAUUCGGCGAAGAGUCAAAUGUUGGCCACAAUUGCCAUCAAAUGUUCAAACAUUGAAUCUAUUGAUUGUUACGCAAUGCAAGACAAACACAUUCCCGAAGUGUUGGCCGUAUUUCGAGACAAAUGUCUGCAAAUUUGCGGCACUUUGUGGAGAGAGUUUGGUCUAGAAUUUGUCCAACAAUUCGCACCACUGAUGACACGAAUCAAUUCUAUGGACAAACAACAGAUUCCAUCACUCAUUCAUUGCCACCGAUUGUCUGAAUUGAGUGUCGACUCGUUGUCCGAUAUCUUCGACACCACUUCCGGACAACUAUUGGCGAAGAAUUUGAAGACAUUCUCAUUUCAUUGUUAUAAGACAAGCGAUGAGGGAUUGAUGUCUGCAUUCGUGGACCAAAAUCAGUCACUCGAAUGUCUUCACGUAUAUAUGUAUAGCGGUUCUCAUGAGACUCGACAACAACUGUGCCAACAAUUGUCACAAUUACCACAUUUACGGGAUUUGUUACUCUAUUUACGCGUAGGCAAUGGCGACAACUCAUUGGCUGAAUCUUUGCGUACAAUUGGCGAGAAUUGCAAACAAUUGAAACAAUUGUCACUAAUGUUGAGUUCAGUUAACAAGAAACUCGACAGCAAGACAUUGGAUGCGUUGCCAUCGUAUCCACGAUUAAGACGUUUAACACUCAGUCAUCAUUUCGGUCACAAAUUCAUGAAACCGUUGAAACGCUGCAAAGGAUUAACACAUUUAACGCUAUAUUCGAUGAAAUUGAGUGACACAUUGCUGGCUAAUUGUGACAAACAGUGGCCACGACUUCAAUACCUGCGAAUCAAUUGCAUGGCCGGCAAUGGGUUCACGUUUAGCAGCAAGAGUUUGGGUCACAUCUCAAGACUAUCAGCGCUGCAAACGCUUCUCUUGGGUUACGGAGUAGGCAUUGAUCUCAACGAUAAUGCUUUGAAGGAUCUGUUGACCGGAAUGUCUAAACUAAAGCGCAUUGAAGUCAAUGGCGUGAAGGUCUCAAUUGGAUUGCCGUCAAAAUGA
Molecule: messenger RNA, 1296 nt
Organism: Medioppia subpectinata
Lineage: Eukaryota; Metazoa; Arthropoda; Arachnida; Sarcoptiformes; Oppiidae
Source: the annotation of a GenBank genome assembly